This is a messenger RNA of Desarmillaria tabescens, 2570 nucleotides long. RefSeq lists its product as uncharacterized. NCBI's taxonomy places the organism in Eukaryota, Fungi, Basidiomycota, Agaricomycetes, Agaricales, Physalacriaceae. The record is from RefSeq and is a predicted model, not a curated record. The transcript has 12 exons. The coding region runs from base 96 to 2570 and encodes 824 amino acids.
AGAGCGACCCUGGAUUGCCCUUUGUCCAAACAACUCUCCCACGCUCCGAAUAUGGUAAGGAGGAUAAAGGAAGAGGUAGGUCUAAUAAAGGACGAAUGCGCGCGCUUCAAGUGGGAUCUCCCUCUUUCUUUCGCCCUUCGCCUCCCAGUUUGUUUCACUCUCAUUCUGCUAUGGAUACUCCUCCUUCACUUCCUCCGAACUGUGUCCGGUUCCCACAGUCCUCACCAAGCUCAAGGCGUUUGUACAGCCGCCUUCCUCGUCAUGACACAUACGACAACAUCCCUAGUCGGACCAAUGAUGACAUUCAUCUCGUUCCCAACCACCUUCGCCGUUGCUCAGACCAGGAUCGUAUUUUCAUCUCACCGUUUAGUCCAAGCAAGCUUUCGCUUCCUUGGUUCGAUGGGAGACGCCCGAGCUAUGCAUCCAUUGAAAGCUACAACUCAGAUCUCACAGCUGUAUCUGAGUCCAUGUUGUUCAAAGACGAAGUCUUUGAUGCUACGGAGUUAUAUGAACAACAUUUCUCUUCCCCUGCCUACGCCGAUAAUGCCUCAUUCAAGGCACCAUCAGCAGGCGCUUCCCCCAUCAGCGAGCAACAGAAGUGUCACAUCGUCGAAAAGAGUUUUGAAACCUCAGAAUGGCCCAAAAUCAUAAUCCACGUUAUUCUUUGUCUGAUUGCAUACCCCAUCCUAACCCUAUUCGUCGUAAUUGCACGUAACAAGACACUCUUUUGGAGCCGAUUUUUUGUUAGUGUCGGCUGUGGCGUUAUUGGUUUCGCGUUGGGUCUUAGCCUUCUUUCACUGGGUCGGCCAUUCCUGGAAGCUGCGACUUGGGCCACGAUUAUCCACCAAUCGCGUAUCAAUGGCGCCUCAGGGAUCAGGCUGAGUGACUUGGCGGCUCCUUCGCGAGAUCCGACAAGCGCUUGGCCAGCGCUUCAACUCUUGUGGUCCAGGUUCAUGUACCCAGGGACCAUGAGGAGGGAGCGUCAACAUUAUGACAAGCGCCCUUGGUCCCUGGCCAUUCUUUUUUUCCUACUCAAUGUCAUCCUCGCAGCAUCGCUGCCAUUUAUUUUGGGUCGUAUAGUCAAUAUAUCAACAUCCGUAUCGCAUCAACACACCGAAUACCAGGAGGUCACAGUAAAAGGUGACUUAUCAGAAAGCGACAUAUCAAACACUGCUGCUCUCGCGCGAGUAUUCAAUGUCAAUUCUUCCUUCAAGCUAUAUUUUCCGUCACUCAAUCUUAUAUUGCAGGACUUCACGCUGACAUGGACCUUGUCCCCGUUUGCUGCACAUAGAUCGCUCCCUACUGCUAUAUCCUAUCCAUGGAAUAACGACACUGCAUAUUUCUCUGAAGCAAGCCUCUCCCAGUUUCUUCCAGGUGGUAGUGGAUUCGGGACAUUCACUGAAAAUACGACGACACCCACAUGGAGCACCGAUUUUUCUAGUGUCGCCACGGAUUCUUUCAACACAAAUGCUGUGGAACCCGGAUCAUUGUUAAGAUAUCCGCGAUGGGGUAUCAGGAUUCAUUGUGAGAAGGUCCCUGAUGGGUCGAAGAAUAUCAUCCCCAGGUCUUUCAAUAAUUACACGUACCUAUUCACGCCUCGAGAAACGAUGAAUACUUUAUUUUCUUCUUUUGGUCACGUGUUCUCCUCUGAUCUGGAACACAACGUGACGGACGUACUCCAGAAAAACGAUACUUUGCCCUCAACUGUUGACGUUAACGGUACCGCACUUGCAGCGUAUUUCAGCGACAAUGGUGUUGCCCAUAGUCUUAAAAGCGAUCCUGUCACAAUGGGUGAUGAAGGUUUUGGCUGGAUAUCCAUCGAGUGGGUACUAGUUCGGUUAAACACCACCUAUUCCCCAAGCGGUACUUUCGCGACAUAUAGCGACGAAUCUGUCCUCGAUGCAAAUGGGACGGAAACGCGUAUAGGCUAUGACGCUGCUGUUUGCUUGGAGCUAUACGAGCCGUACAUCGUAGAGACGUAUAACUCCACCACCGGGGUGCCCUCAUCUACGGGCAUUAUCAGUCAGAGCAAGGAGAUCAUGGAUUCUUCUGCGCAGGGUGCCCCGGAAGAGAAACGAACAGGCAACGCCGUGACGGGUCCUAACGUGAAGCGACAAUUAAAUUCGACAGAGCUGAAAGACGUGUACGAAACUUUGCAUGGCAAUUCUGUCAAUCAGAUGAUUAAGGACAAUGGAAGAGACGCCUUCUAUGUUCCAUCUCCCACGUUGAUCUCUUUUACAAAUGGCACGGGGCCCUAUGGAUAUACAGAGCUCUCCGGCGAAUUGUUUGCGCAGGCAAGAGCCCGGGCAGAUGCCACCAACGAUCUGCCGAUACACUUGCACGUCAAUACCCCGACCUUGUACUUGCCUACGCCAGGAUCCACACUUUGCUUCUUCGUCCCAACACUUCCCUUCCAUGUUCCUCGCCGUGGCUUUGACAUUUACUCAUGGCUUGCGGCGUUUCGCGCUAAUGAGCUGAUCGGCACCGACACAAAAAGUAUCCGGAAAGGGAUGGAAACCAAGGAGAUGGCGAAACUAAUGGGGGACUCUAGGAUUUCUUACCAGUGGUGA